Messenger RNA from Acanthosepion pharaonis, 768 nucleotides. The record is from the annotation of a GenBank genome assembly. Lineage: Eukaryota; Metazoa; Mollusca; Cephalopoda; Sepiida; Sepiidae.
AUGCGUAUAACCACAAAAUCGCCAGUCAGAUGUCGUGACGCAAUGAAGAGUGCGAUGAAAAGUGGUGUCUCAUUUUCUUCUGGCGUCUCUUUUAUUUUGUUCUGGCUUCUGUUUUAUUUUGUUCUGAUUUCUUUAUUUUUUUUUUUUCUUUUGUUCUGGUUCUCAUUUUUUUCUUCUUUUGUUCGGGUGUCUCUCAUUUUUUUUCUUUUUUGUUCUGGUGUUUGUUUUUUUUCUUUUUUUUUCUGUCUCUCAUUUUUUUUUCUUCUUUUGUUCUGGUGUCUUUUUUUUUUUCUUUUUUGUUCUGGUGUUCUUAUUUUUUUCUUCUUUUGUUCUGGUGUCUCUUAUUUUUUUCUUCUUUUGUUCUGGUGUCUCUUAUUUUUUUUCUUCUUUUGUUCUGGUGUCUCAUUUUUUUUUCUUCUUUUGUUCUGGUGUCUCUCAUUUUUUUUCUUCUUUUGUUCUGGUGUCUCUCAUUUUUUUCUUCUUUUUGUUCUGGUGUCUCUCAUUUUUUUUCUUCUUUUGUUCUGGUGUCUCUCAUUUUUUUUCUUCUUUUGUUCUGGUGUCUCUCAUUUUUUUUCUUCUUUUGUUCUGGUGUCUCUCAUUUUUUUUCUUCUUUUGUUCUGGUGUCUCUCAUUUUUUUUCUUCUUUUGUUCGGGUGUCUCUCAUUUUUUUUUUUCUUUUUGUUCGGGUUCUCUCAUUUUUUUUCUUUUUGUUCGGGUGUCUCUCAUUUUUUUUCUUCUUUUGUUCGGGUGUCCUUUUUUUUUUUUUUAG